Molecule: messenger RNA, 477 nt
Organism: Oncorhynchus tshawytscha (Chinook salmon)
Lineage: Eukaryota; Metazoa; Chordata; Actinopteri; Salmoniformes; Salmonidae
Product: ovostatin homolog 2
Exons: 3
Coding region: 1-477 (158 amino acids)
Source: RefSeq, a predicted model, not a curated record
AUGGUAGCCAUUCUUGCAGUGAUCCAGGCAGGCUCAGAGGCCAAGCUUUGUGCCAGUCUUCUGCAGCCCAACGAGACCCUGGUCAUGACCAUAUCUCUGAUUGUUGAUGAGCAGAGCAAAAUUCUUCUCCAAGAGAGUUCUGACCAAGAGUUUCACCGCUGCUUCCAGUUUCAGGCCCCUCAGGUGGAGAGUGACCAAGUGCAAAACUUUAAGGUGGAGGUUCGAGGUGAAACGUUUCUAUCGACAGAGGAGAGAAAGGUCAUGAUCAAACCCUACAGUCCGAUGACAUUCAUCCAAAUGGAUAAACCAAUCUACAACCCAGGACAAACAGGUCAUUUUACACAGAGCCGGGGGUCUCCUGCACUGGACUCAGACCUCCUCAGAGACCUCAGCCUCCCUGGCAGUGGAGAUCAGCUCCUACGUUCUGCUGGCUUCCCUCAGUGCCUCCCCUCUGUCAUUGCCACUGACCUGGGCUAG